Molecule: messenger RNA, 2551 nt
Organism: Momordica charantia (bitter melon)
Lineage: Eukaryota; Viridiplantae; Streptophyta; Magnoliopsida; Cucurbitales; Cucurbitaceae
Gene: SUV2
Product: protein dimerization
Biological process (GO): DNA damage response
Source: RefSeq, a predicted model, not a curated record
AUAUAUUAAGAAGUUCAGUUUCCCUCGCAUUUGGAUUUUGGAGGCAGCAAUCUGAGAAUGCGGAGCGAAGACGAAGGGUUCGAAGAUUGGGACGCUGAUUUCUUGGACCAACUCAUCCAAGUCGAAGAGCUUGCCAUCGCCUCCACCGCCGAUAAUCAUCUCAUUACGAUUCCGAUCUCUUCUUCUACCUUCUGCCCCCCGCCGCCAUCGCAACCGGAACCGCUACAUUUUGUGCAAGCGUUUCAUGACCGUCCCAUUAGUUAUUCGCCUCCUCGAGAACUCUCACAGAGGAUCACCGGUGUCCGCUCUCCCAAUGGCUUGGGCGAAUGUGGUCCUUCUUCUUCGAUGCUGGCUCCGUGCUUGCCUCGCCCGGACGCUGCAAAAGAACUCGAGAUUUGUAAUUUGAAGAGGGAGCUAGGGCGCGUCUCAAAGCAACUCAAGGACUUGGAACAAGAGUGUGUUGAACUCAGGAAGAAAAGAGACAGGAAAGAGGAGCAGCUUAAAGUUGUCUUUUCCAAUAAAGAUGAACAAUUUAUUGGCCAUCAUGGUUCAGAGAGUACAGAUUUGAGAACAGCGGGGAAUGAUGGUGAGCAUAAUUCUAGGAAGAUUGAAGAUCUUGCUGGUGACCUUGGUGCCCCUCACAUUGUUUCUUCUAGUAGUAAAGCCAUCGGCGAACAGGGAGGCCAAGCUCAUAAUUCUGCUGGGGAGAGAGUCAAUGAUAAAUUACCUGCUUUUCACAACCUAUCCAAGAAGCUGCAAGUAUUCUGGGUCCCCGAAAGUGGCUCUAAGAUGGGACAAUCUUUGGUUUCAGAAUUACUUUUAUCAUGUGAAACAGAUUUUCAUGUGCUUUUUGGGUGCAUCAGCACGAAGUUAUCCCCCAAAUUUUCUGUCGAUUCCCUAGCUGGGGAUAACGUUUCUGAUGUAGCUUUAAAGAACCCUUUGCAGUUUCUUCAUGGUCUGGAAGCCGUAAAAGUAUCUAAUCUCUACACCACUUUGACUAAGGUAAGUAAUGGAAUAGUAAAGAUGGAGGCAUUGUUUACACCGUUACUUGAUCUCUGUAAUCUUGACAAUGUCGUCAUAGUUCACAGAACUCUGCAUAUAUUGCAUAUGUUUGUGAAACACCUGUUUUGGUUGGAGAGGAAAUCCGAAAGAAGGAAAACAGUCAUGGUUGAGGGACUUGGCUCUAGGAACAAUGAUUUGGAUUCUCAUGGAUCACAGAGUGUAGAAGGUGAAGAAUUUGCUGUUGUGAACAUGGAUGGAACAUCUCAUGACAGUUGCGCUCCAGCUUGCAGUAGAAUCCCUGGUGCUGAUAUGCCGUGCAAGAACAGAAACUUGAAUACGUACACAAAUUUAGUUCCUCAAGUAAACUGGGUGUCUUUCUUUGAGAUGAUGCAUCAGGUUGCUAAGACGCAUUGUGUAGAAUGUGUGAGGAUGGAAGCAGUUUCAAUCAUGAAUUUGAUUCUGAUGAGAAGUAGUACGUAUAUGGAGAGGGAGAAGUUUGGUCCGGGACUUUUAUUUGAUAGUGUAGUGGAGUUUAUCAGAAAGGAAUCCGGUUCAGCUAUACAAAAGCAUGCUGUGCGUCUUCUAUUCCUGAUACUAAACUGUCCUACGUUUUUUGUCGCAUUUUGUUCUGGUUGCAUGGAGACAGAAGCUACAUGUGCUGCAGACGAAAAUGUGAGAUCUGCUGCAGGUUUUGAGAAAUUCAGAACCAUCCUUCAUGGCUUGGCAGAUUGUCUUGCAUGUUGCGGAAACGGUAUUGAGGAGUUGAAACUUCGAAGAAACACUGUUCUUUUGCUCGCUUUUCUAGCAUCGUCUGGCAAAGCUGGCUUUGAAAUUCUCAUAAGCAACAAGCUACCUACAGAGUCAAACUUCCUCGUGUUGAUUCUUCAAGUUGUGGUUUCAGAGGUCGAGCACGAACAAAAAGUUCCACAGCCCGUAGAAAUUCACGGGGAAAGGACUUUGCUGUUGCGGGAGGUACUUAUACUUCUUAAUAGACUUGCAUCUCAUUCGUUAUACUCAGCCACAGUCUUGCGAGUGUUAACGAACAGCAGAGAUAUGGCCAGCCUCACCAUUGAUGUAAUUACCAAGUUGUCCAGAAGAAACAAUAGAACUUACCAAUUUGACAGGAAGACAAGACAGAUGAGGGAAUCUGAAGUUGCCGACUUAUCCCAGGUAUUCAAGAAAAGAGUUCUUACAUAUUUGGGAAAUAGCAUAGUAUAAAGCACUUUUAAGGAUUGCUUGUUAAUUCAUAUGCAUCACCAUAUACUAUACUAUGCUUUUAGCACAAAUUGAGACAUUUUUUGACUCAGCCAUUUGAGAAACUAUUUGGUUUGGAAAUUUUGUCGUCCCAAUGGGUAUCCUCAUUUGGGAAAUUUUGUAGUGUGAGCAUGUAUAUUAGAAAAAAAAAAAAGAAAAAAAAACUCCAGAGGUUCUUACAUCAGAGGAAAAAAUAGAGUUUUGUUGCUUAUUUUUUGGUCAUCUACUUCACUCGAAAUGAAAGAAGCAGAUGUCAUUUACACUCGUGUUGAACAAAUGAACCUAUAGCAGUACC